GUUGCCUCGACCUCUGUGUCUUCCAGGCAGACCAGGGAACAGGAGACACCCCCGGACUUCUUCUACUUCUCUGACCUGGAGAGACACAACGCUGAGAUCGCUGCCUUUCAUCUGGACAGGAUCCUAGACUUCCGGAGAGUGCCCCCGGUGGCGGGAAGACUGGUUAACAUGACCAGGGAGAUACGGGAUGUGACCAGGGACAAAAAGCUCUGGAGGACUUUCUUCAUCUCCCCAGCCAAUAACAUUUGUUUCUAUGGCGAGUGCUCCUACUACUGCUCUACUGAGCAUGCUCUGUGUGGAAAGCCGGACCAGAUCGAGGGUUCUCUGGCUGCCUUCCUGCCAGACCUGGCCCUGGCCAAACGCAAGACCUGGAGGAACCCUUGGAGACGAUCCUACCACAAACGCAAGAAAGCAGAGUGGGAGGUGGACCCAGACUACUGUGACGAGGUGAAGCAGACUCCUCCCUAUGACCGUGGUUCUCGUCUCCUGGACAUCAUGGACAUGACCAUCUUUGACUUCCUCAUGGGUAACAUGGACCGGCACCAUUACGAGACUUUUGAGAAGUUUGGAAACGAGACCUUCAUCAUCCAUCUGGACAACGGAAGAGGGUUUGGGAAACACUCCCACGACGAGCUCUCCAUCCUGGUGCCUCUGAGCCAAUGCUGCAGAGUGAGGAAGUCGACCCACUUGCGUCUGCAGCUGCUCGCCAAGGAGGAGUACCAGCUGAGCCGUCUGAUGGAGGAGUCCCUGCUGCGUGACCGCCUCCACCCCGUCCUUAUCCAGCCCCACCUGGAGGCCAUGGACCGGAGGCUGCGCCUGGUGCUCCAGGUCCUGGCUGUCUGCGUGGAGAAGGAGGGCUACAGUAACGUGGUGGAGGUGGACGACCACCACUGGGCUAGAGAAGCCAGAGGGGGCAGGGACACAGCCACCCAUAGGAACCCAGGGCACAGGUAGUAAGGCCUGGCUAGGAAGAGAGGGAGAUGGGGGGUGGAGGGGUGGUACCGCUGCUUCUCCCGCUUCUCCCAAUCCUGGACCUCCAAAGAAACUACCGUAGAUGGUGAACCAACCAUGGGUGUCUGGUCUCACGGAGAGACUGACUGGAUCCUGUGACUGUGCGAGAGCCGCCAUUUUGAAUUCAGUGAAUUCCGAGACUUGCCGCCAAUGCCUCUAUGGAACCUCCCAUGUACGUGUAUUUAUAUAUAGGUACUGUUGGUCCACAGAUAUAGCAGUGAGCUGAGGAGAGAAGAGGCCUGGUCUUUGCUAAGUACCGAUGUUUUAUUACUUCUCUUGGACAUGAUAAAUAGGGACCAUUUUGAUUUGACUUUGUUGGUUUUCUUAUUUGAUGUUUUUUGGGUUGUUUGAAUGCGAAGGCUAUCAUUGUUUGCUCGGCUUAGCGCUAAGCUAGCUACAGUAUAUUUGUGUUACACAACCAAAUGAGAUUUUACUUUAACAAGUUAAAAUGUGGUUUGAGCUUUAUUUAUGCACAGUAACUGGAGGAAUGGAAUAUAAGGUUUAUAGAGCUUUAAUUUCAGAGGGAGUGUAUGAAAGAAUAUGGUAUAUUAUUUAUGAUAAAUGUCAGUGUGACCGUUAUUUAUCAGUUGCCUCCAUGUUCAACCCAUCACUAUCUAUGACUAUGCUGAAUGCCUCCAUUACUAUGAGACAUUAUACCAGAGGCGGUUUACAGUACAGACCUGACCUGCUAUUUACUAAGAAAUGACAUGGUAAAAUGGUCAUUGUACAGUAAUACCCCAUUAAUUACUACAUAAAGUACUCAUUUGGUACUUUGGGAUUCAAACAAGCAUUUAUAUACACACCGUUUUGAUCCAGGUAGUUCCCAGUUGUGGUGAAUUUGAAGCAUAAAGUGUAGUGAAGCUCCAGCUAGAACUCAGUGAUGCCACAUCGUUUCCUAAUAAGUACCCCCUAAAUACUCGUUGAAUCAGUACACCAUGAAAGAAAGUGCUACCGGUUUCCUUUUCAAUAAAGCUUUCAGAUCAACUUAAAUUCAGUGUUCAAAGCCUGGAUGGAAGCAGCUCUCUUAAACAAGGGCUCUUAGAGAAGCACCUCUCAGCAGCCCAGAAGUUGACUAGUGUUGAGUGCCCUUGCCCUCGUCCAAUAAUAUUAGAUAUCAUUCAAUCUUUCCAUUUCUUUUCAUCAAAGCCUUCCAUCAAAAUGUGUCACUCGUUCAUGGUUGGCACUUAAGAUAAUUGCUGCCCCAUUUAUUCCGAAAUUCGGCCUUUUUGACUGAGGAACUUCUAAAUCAAUGCUUUGCUGGAAUGGCUGGAAUGAAAACAUGCUGCGUGGUUUACUAGGACAUGUUUGUCAAGGACAUGAGAAUAGCCUUUACAGGAAGUUGUGAUAGAUGAUGACAGUGUGACCGACAUGGCUGAAAUGUUUGUUUAGAUCUCACGUCAGCUGAGCCUCUCUGUUCUGCUCUCAACAUGGCAGUCCUGGUUUACAGGAUGUGGAGACAAAGGGUACCUCCCAAAUGACAUCCUAUCCCCAUAGUGCUCUGGUCAAAAGUAGUGCACUAUAUAUGGAAUAGGGUGCCAUUUGGGAUUCAUCAAAUAAUAAUAAUACAGGACUAGGUAAAUACUGCCAUGAGAGAAUAUCAAUCUGACGCUAUUCAUUUAAUUGGCCUUCGAGGUCUUGGUAAAAAUCCCCAUAUAACUUCAUAUCAUGUAACAAAUGAGUGCUUUUUGUUGUUUUUUCCCCAAAAUAUAUUAUCUCUUUGCUUUAUCCCCACGUGAGAUUAUUUUAUUACCAACAAUUUCUCACCAGUUUUGCUCACACUUCACGCAGCCUCAAGUUGACGUCAGUAACGCCGGAAUUAUUAUUUUGGAGAUGGAAAUAGUCUAGUCUCUAUCCAUGUGGCUGUAAAGAUAGGUUGGAACAGUGAUUACAGUGUAUACCAGUAUACAAGUCAGAUGCACUACCCCGUUGUCAUGUCAUUCAUCGUUUAUACCAACUCAAGUUACCAUUACAACACCAAACAAAUGUCAAAUGCAGUUUUCUGUUACAAUCCAGGCUGCACAGUAACGCACAAUGUGCCUGUUGUAUUGUUCAACGCUUUUCCAAAUGAAAAUAGGAUUUGUCAUAACAUCUAGAAAUGGAUGAGGAAAUAAGGGGUAUGUUCUAAGGCUUUUCUUUUUUUGAAACAUUUCUCUUUAUGUUUUGGUACUAAUUAUGUUUUGGUACUAUUUAAUGUUAUGUCCAUUUUAUGAUCUGAAAAGCUGUCUUUGAUUGCUGGAAGCAUUGAGCUCAAUACAGGCUUUCCAUAUUCCACCAAUAGCCCCUAGAAUCUGGCUACGUAUGGCUAACCUGGUGCCUGUGCAAUGUUGGGUAUACUUGAAUGUUUCGGGUGGCCAUACGACCAGGACUACAACUACAUAGAGUUCACACUACAGCUUGUGUGACCUGGAUCCUCAGACUAAGUUGAAAGAGUUAACAUUAUACAUUUACGUUUGAGUCAUUUAGCAGAUGCUCUUAUCCAGAGUGACUUACAGUACUGAGUACAUACAUGUUUGCAUACUUUUUUGUACUGGUCCUCCGUGGGAAUCGAACCCACAACCCUGGAGUUGCUCUACCAACUCAGCCUUCUCCUCCCUUCAUACAGCAGCAGUUAAAGAGUUAACUCGGCCCUGGGCGUUGUACUUGCGAUUUUCAUAUUGUCACUGUAAAUAUCUAUAAAUAUAUUGGAAGACCUAAGAGGCUGCAGUGCUGCAGCGAUACGCUUCUGUUCUGUUUUCUCCUAUUGCAUUGUUGCUGUGAACAUCUGUUAGCUAAAUGAUAAAGGUGUGCAAUAAAAAAAUGACAACAAA
This is a messenger RNA of Salvelinus fontinalis (brook trout), 3818 nucleotides long. Its product is annotated as extracellular serine/threonine protein kinase FAM20C-like. Gene Ontology annotation, molecular function: protein serine/threonine kinase activity. The record is from RefSeq and is a predicted model, not a curated record. The transcript is spliced from 7 exons. Gene Ontology annotation, cellular component: Golgi apparatus. NCBI's taxonomy places the organism in Eukaryota, Metazoa, Chordata, Actinopteri, Salmoniformes, Salmonidae. The annotation marks the transcript as partial. Gene Ontology annotation, biological process: protein phosphorylation.